This is a messenger RNA of Staurois parvus, 408 nucleotides long. Lineage: Eukaryota; Metazoa; Chordata; Amphibia; Anura; Ranidae. The record is from the annotation of a GenBank genome assembly.
CCUUCAGUCUCGCACAGGUGUACCGGCUCCUCCCCUUCAGUCUCGCACAGGUGUAUCGGCUCCUCCCCUUCAGUCUCGCACAGGUGUACCGGCUCCUCCCCUUUAGUCUCGCACAGGUGUACCGGCUCCUCCCCUUCAGUCUCGCACAGGUGUACCGGCUCCUCCCCUUCAGUGUAUCGGCUCCUCCCCUUCAGUCUCGCACAGGUGUACCGGCCCCUCCCCUUUAGUCUCGCACAGGUGUACUGGCUCCUCCCUUUCAGUCUUGCACAGGUGUACCGGCUCCUCCAUUUCAGUCUUGCACAGGUGUACCGGCUCCUCCCCUUCAGUCUUGCACAGUUGUAGCGGCUCCUCUCCUGGACUGAAAUGGCUUUCUCUGAUUUCACUGCACACUGAGAGCUUCUCACAAGG